AUAAAAUUAUUAGUAGUCUUUUUCCGUAUGCAAUAGGAUCAAGAAUGUUGCGAAUUCUCCUAGUGACCAUUUUCUUUGGUGUUUCAUCCGUUUGCCCAGUAAGGGUAGGAGAUUCCCGGAUUGUGGAAGGCAAAGAAAUUACUAUUGAAGAUUCUCCGUGGGUAGUAUCAGUACAACGCGAAGGUCUUCAUUGGUGUGGUGGAACUAUAGUCAGCCCGGAUGCCAUCCUAACCGCAGCUCACUGUGUGAUAGGUGCAACAACGGACAUGAUUACAGUAGUUAUUGGAAAAUCAGACUUGAAAGGAGAAGGUGGAGUCUCUGCUUCCGUUAGUAAAAUUACUCAACAUCCAAACUUCAGCAGCAUCAACUUGGAUAACAAUAUCGCCAUAUUGAGAUUGACCAAUAAACUCACCUACACUGACAAGAUUCAACCGAUCCCGCUUGCCAGCUCUGAAGAAGAUGGCCCAACUGGGACCCCGGGAACUCUUAGCGGAUGGGGUGCUCGAUCCGAAUACACCAAUAACAUGGAUACCCUUCAAUCAACCACGGUAACCAUUCAGGACUUUGAGAUAUGUCAAGAAAUCUAUCCGUAUAUCUCAACAUCCGUGUUUUGUGCCAAUGAUUUGGAGACAGGAAACGACGCUUGUGUCGGUGAUUACGGCGGUCCUUUGGUAGCAAGAGGAAAAUUGAUUGGAGUAUUAGCCUGGAUAUAUGAAUGCGGAAAUAUUCAACGACCUGCAGUUUACAGCAAAAUCAGCGCUUACUAUAAUUGGAUUAUGUCGCUUAUAGAAUAAUUAAUAGCCAAUAAAUGAAUCAUGAUGAAAAAAGGACUUUUUUCGACAUUUCUUGAUAUCGAAAUAAUUCAAUCGAAUUUCAAUAAUCCCACAUAAUCGGCCUUCGACUUUGAUGAAAUUUUUUUCCAGUCGUCAUUUGAUAUUUGAUAAGAACACUUGAUUAUGUAAUAAACAAAAAAUUAUUCAAUAAAUCAAAAACUAGCAAGGGGCUUAGAAAUAAAAUUA
Molecule: messenger RNA, 1019 nt
Organism: Hermetia illucens (black soldier fly)
Lineage: Eukaryota; Metazoa; Arthropoda; Insecta; Diptera; Stratiomyidae
Product: trypsin-7-like
Exons: 1
Coding region: 45-794 (249 amino acids)
Biological process (GO): proteolysis
Molecular function (GO): serine-type endopeptidase activity
Source: RefSeq, a predicted model, not a curated record